CUGAGCUAAAUUCGGUUGGUCGAUAAACGUGGUCGGAAGCAGUGAAUAGGUCGUCGCACGGAAAUUGGUCGGUUCGUUCCGUCGGUAGUCGCAGUCGAGAUAAGUCGGUCCCUUUCUAUAGGCGUUUCGCACACGUUCGCCUGUCACUCAUACUCGACUUAACAUUCCAAGGGUCGGGAUCCGUCUAUCACACGCAUCUUCAAUUUUGUUCCUUGGUAAGUGUGAUCGACCGCUGACCUAGCGAGUACCCUUGUGUAGCGAUACCAAAUCUACAGCAAACGUCACCAUGUACGCCUGCAGCCGAUUUAUCGCACCCGUUGCCAAGUCCACUCUGGUCUCCGGCACCAAGACCUAUCUACGGCCGCUCAGCAGUGCCGUGAUCAGCCAUAGCCAAUACUUACAACAGAAUCAAAUUCAAACGCCCGUCAGUUUGUCACCUAUUGUGCGCAGCUUCCAGACCUCCACAGUCAGUCGUGACAUAGAUUCCGCUGCGAAAUUCAUUGGCGCUGGUGCUGCUACCGUGGGGGUAGCAGGAUCUGGCGCUGGAAUUGGAUCUGUGUUCGGUUCAUUGAUCAUCGGCUACGCCAGGAAUCCUUCCUUGAAGCAACAGCUGUUUUCAUAUGCCAUCCUGGGCUUUGCCUUGUCUGAAGCUAUGGGUCUAUUUUGUCUUAUGAUGGCUUUUCUGCUCCUAUUUGCCUUCUAAGCCACGAUAUAAGAUACUGCUGAUAUAGUUUUAGUGCGUCACUGCCAAGGCAGCGUCGUCCGGCUCUACAGGAAAGACGGCGACUGUCUCUGGUUGCGCGGAAUGCCAUGAAAUUAUUAGAGAAGCUCGGAUUUUUCAUGGCUCGCGAUGGGACGCGACGGCGCGACAAUGAACGAGAAUUUCAAAAAAUUGUAACACAUUGUGCGGCCCGUCCUGACCCCAUCCAAUCCUUCAGCUUGUUUGUAAUCAUUUCAUGGCCUACUGUCUCAUGUAGCAUAUAAUUCACAUUGUUAUGAAAUAAUAAAUUUCAUUGUAACGAAUGAGUAAGACAUUGAAAGUUGAAAUUAUAAAAAAAAAGAAAGCGACAGCCUCACCCGCAUACCCAUACAAUACGCACGUAUAUACUCUGUUAGAGUGUCCUAUGUGACAUAGUACAUUUUUCGAUAAUCUUUUUGUUAUCUCAAGGAUUCAUUAUUGUUGUGCCGCCGUGUACGCACGUUAUUAAGAUUAUUCUUGACGAAAAAAGAAGAAAAACUGUACAGUAAUACCGAAUAAACAUCUUUGUCGUGAAA
Molecule: messenger RNA, 1275 nt
Organism: Solenopsis invicta (red fire ant)
Lineage: Eukaryota; Metazoa; Arthropoda; Insecta; Hymenoptera; Formicidae
Gene: ATPsynC
Product: ATP synthase lipid-binding protein, mitochondrial
Exons: 5
Coding region: 287-703 (138 amino acids)
Biological process (GO): proton transmembrane transport; proton motive force-driven ATP synthesis
Molecular function (GO): proton transmembrane transporter activity
Source: RefSeq, a predicted model, not a curated record